UCUAGAUGGAAGCCAUCCCUCUGGCUGCUUCUACUGGUGUUUCCCGCCGGAAGAAACCGUUGGAGUUUGACACUGAAUGUCCAGUCCUAAAACGAGUGAGAGUUGGGCCCGAGCCUGGGCCACGUUCUAGCCUGCUGCCCCCAAGUCCACCUCCUGCCUCAGACUUAUCACCAGCUGUGGCCCCUGCAACCCGGCUGGGGCCCUAUGUCGUUUUCGAAGGAGAGCAAGGCAACCGCACCUUUCGGGCCCUGCACUGCCCCACAGGCACAGAGUACACCUGCAAGGUGUAUCCCGCCAGUGAUGCCCAGUCGGUGCUGGCACCCUACGCACGGCUGCCCACACAUCAGCACGUGGCCCGUCCCGUAGACGUCCUUUUGGGCUCUCGGCUCCUCUAUGCCUUCUUCGCACAGACCCACGGGGACUUGCACAGCCUGGUGCGCAGCCGACGCGGCGUCCCUGAGGCUGAGGCCGUCGCGCUUUUCCGGCAGAUGGCUGCCGCGGUGGCACAUUGCCACCAGCAUGGACUAGUCUUGCGUGACCUCAAGCUGCGUCGCUUUGUCUUCAGCAACUGUGAGAGGACAAAGCUGCUCCUGGAGAACCUGGAAGAUGCCUGUGUGAUGACGGGACCAGACGACUCUCUGUGGGACAAGCAUGCAUGCCCUGCGUAUGUGGGACCAGAGAUACUCAGCUCCCGGCCAUGCUACUCCGGCAAAGCAGCUGAUGUCUGGAGCCUAGGCGUGGCGCUCUUCACCAUGCUGGCUGGCCGCUACCCUUUCCAGGACUCUGAGCCAGCUCUGCUCUUUAGCAAGAUCCUUAGAGGGACCUUCGCCCUGCCAGAGGGCCUGUCAGUCCCAGCUCGCUGCCUGGUCCGCUGUCUCCUCCGAAAGGAACCUUCAGAGCGACCGGUGGCCCCCAGCAUCCUGCUGCAUCCCUGGUUGAGGGAGGAUCGCAGUCGAGUCUCUCCUUCACAGUCUGACCACUGGGAGCGUGACCAGGUCGUGCCAGAUGGGCCAGGGUUGGAGGAGGCUGAGGAAGGGGAAGUGGGACUGUAUGGCUAAGGCCACACCCUACUGGCCCCCUCAACUGCAAACUGUGAGUUGAGUAGAAGCUUUCUCCUGCCUCUUUGGGCCAACCUAAGCCUUAAGUGCCUUACUGGAGGAAGAAACAGCCAGUGUGCCUCAUGCAUUCCUGUACUUUCCCACAGGUGUUGUGGGGUGAUGCUCGCUGGGUGCCAAGCCCUGUUCUAGAUGCUGGGAACAGCAAACAGCAAGGGAG
Acomys russatus (golden spiny mouse) is the source of this 1275-nucleotide messenger RNA. RefSeq names its product tribbles pseudokinase 3 (gene Trib3). The record is from RefSeq and is a predicted model, not a curated record. Lineage: Eukaryota; Metazoa; Chordata; Mammalia; Rodentia; Muridae. The transcript has 3 exons. Gene Ontology annotation, biological process: positive regulation of proteasomal ubiquitin-dependent protein catabolic process; regulation of MAP kinase activity; protein phosphorylation. Gene Ontology annotation, cellular component: nucleus. The coding region runs from base 6 to 1058 and encodes 350 amino acids. Gene Ontology annotation, molecular function: ATP binding; protein kinase activity; mitogen-activated protein kinase kinase binding.